Molecule: messenger RNA, 7104 nt
Organism: Oncorhynchus mykiss (rainbow trout)
Lineage: Eukaryota; Metazoa; Chordata; Actinopteri; Salmoniformes; Salmonidae
Product: guanine nucleotide-binding protein subunit alpha-11
Biological process (GO): regulation of DNA-templated transcription; negative regulation of canonical Wnt signaling pathway; adenylate cyclase-modulating G protein-coupled receptor signaling pathway
Cellular component (GO): nucleus; heterotrimeric G-protein complex; cytoplasm
Molecular function (GO): G protein-coupled receptor binding; G-protein beta/gamma-subunit complex binding; GTPase activator activity
Source: RefSeq, a predicted model, not a curated record
AUCUAGAGUGUGCCAUGCCCACAGUUUUCAACAGAAACGCAACGAUCUGCUAAUAAAUGGAACUGCUAGUUGCUAGCGAGUGAUGGAUCCAUCUUCUUGAACGAAGGCCAUCAAUACGCAUUUUGUUUUCUGUUUAUUUAACUAGUGGCUGUGUUUUCAUGGGAAAUGUAUUAGCAAGCUAACGUCAGAUAGCUCGAUAACUGCGCCAAAAAUGAUGCGAGAUUCAAUCGAAUGUUGCACUGCUAGCUAGUCAGCCAAAUCUGACUGGGGAAUGGUCAUUUCUCAGUUUGCCAGCAUCACAGCUCUGACACAUCACGAAGCCUUUCAGCUAUCGAGACAUAACGCUGGAAACUAGCUAACGUUUAGUUGGAUAGAAAAAGAGGACGAACAUUUGUUGGGAAGCGGUGACUGUGCCAUUGCAAGACUGGUCAUAUGGAUGCGUUGCCUUCGUGUGCAUUUUAUUGACAAUUGUGGCUUGGCUCUAGCUAGGGGGCGGACAGCUCUGAGAAGGCGGACAGUUGGCUACGUUAGCUUGUUGGAUGUCGCGGCAGUGCAGUUAGGUUCGUUCGUAGGGACGCACGAACCCAGUCAGUAUCGCAAUCGAGGCGGGUAAUAGGGAUAGUUAGCUAGCCAGGUAGCUAGCUAGUUGUCCAACUAACGUUAGCUAGCUAACGUGAGAAAUCUAAAUAAGGCUUGAAGCGCGCAUCAACGGAGAGAGGCCCUCAACACACCCCCUCGCAUCGACACUGCCCCCUCUUCGCCGAUCCUCCCGUGAUUUGCUGAGAUCUGUACACGGGUGAAGUCGGACAGUUCUCGGUUGGGGACAACUUGACAGCGAGGCCCCUAGCUCCCCUCCCCCAUUCCCAUCCAAGACCCCUCAGUCCACCUCUUCGCAAGACAUUAGUGAGGAUCGGGAAAUUAGAUACCUAGCUAAAGUUAACCCAUCCAACCGAAAUCUGUCAUCCAGCUAGUCCAUUCUAACCCGCGGGUUGCCAAAACCAGGAGGGAUGACUUUGGAGUCGAUGAUGGCUUGCUGCCUGAGCGAAGAGGCGAAGGAAUCGAAACGAAUCAAUGCAGAGAUAGACAAACAACUCCGGCGAGACAAGCGGGACUCGAGGAGAGAACUGAAAUUGCUCCUUCUCGGUACAGGAGAGAGUGGGAAGAGUACAUUCAUCAAGCAGAUGAGGAUCAUCCACGGGGCGGGCUACACAGAGGAGGACAAGAGGGGUUUCAUCAGGCUGGUGUACCAGAACAUCUUCACCUCCAUGCAGUCUAUGAUCAAAGCCACAGAGAACCUCAAGAUCCCCUUCAAAUACGAACAGAACCGGUCUAAUGCCAUGUUAGUGAAGGAGGUGGACAUAGAGAAGAUCUGUGGUUUCGACCAGCCCUACAUCAGCGCCAUCAAGACCCUGUGGGCCGACCCUGGGAUACAGGAGGCCUACGACAGACGCAGGGAAUACCAGCUAUCAGACUCCACUAAAUACUAUCUAACUGAUCUGGACCGUAUCUCAGACAACAACUAUCUGCCCACACAGCAAGAUGUUCUGAGGGUGCGAAUCCCCACCACCGGCAUCAUAGAGUACCCCUUCGACUUGUCAAGCAUCAUUUUCAGGAUGGUGGAUGUAGGGGGUCAAAGGUCAGAGAGGAGGAAGUGGAUCCACUGUUUUGAGAAUGUCACUUCCAUCAUGUUCCUGGUGGCCCUCAGCGAGUACGACCAAGUCCUGGUGGAGUCUGACAACGAGAACCGUAUGGAGGAGAGUAAGGCGUUGUUUAGGACCAUCAUCACCUACCCCUGGUUCCAGAACUCCUCAGUCAUCCUGUUCCUCAACAAGAAGGAUCUGCUGGAGGAGAAGAUCUCAUACUCCCACCUGGUCGAUUACUUCCCUGAGUUUGAUGGUCCCCAGCGAGAUGCCCAGGCAGGCCGGGAGUUUAUCCUGAAGAUGUUUGUGGACCUGAACCCGGAUAGCGACAAGAUCAUCUACUCACACUUCACCUGCGCCACGGACACCGAGAACAUCCGCUUCGUCUUCGCUGCCGUCAAAGACACCAUCCUGCAGCUCAACCUCAAAGAAUACAACCUGGUCUGAGAGACUCUUGCACACACACGCACACACUCUUCCCAGUUGCACAGCUUAGCCUACACACACACACACACACACACACACACGGACACCUAUGAAGCUUACACACACCUACAUGUCUAGUUGAUCUUUCCCCUCCUGCUUUUCACUCCAGCGAUUUUAAGACCCCUCUCUUCCAAUAUCUCUCCUCCCAUUCGCUCUCUCAUUCCUUCCCUCUUUCUACCCUUUUGCCAUAAGCCUGUCCUCUCCCUCGUUCUCAGCAGCUUGUCAGUCUCCUCUUCUCCACACCACACAUACACACACGCCAUGCAGUAUACAGUGACUACGGGAGGGGACAGUGUGUGUGUGUGUGUGUGUGUGUGUGUGUGUCUGCGUGUUUGUGUGUGAGAAGGUGAGAAGGUGAGGAAGAGGACCAGUGUGGUCAGUGAACUGUGGGUCUUUAUCCCUUGAACCAUCAGUCAACUGGCCUGAGAUCACAUCCUCUGAUUUGGUGGAAGGAGUGACCCAAACGCAAGGCAAAAAAACACCUGAGAGGGUGAUGUUUUACACUCUAUAAGGGAGGGGAUAAAGACUGGGAGUGGGGUGGAGACGAUGAGGUAACAAAGGAAGCCACUAGGACCCGAGCAGGAAGUGAUGUCACACACAAAUGAGGAGUCAGACCAAGGAUUCUGUUUGCACCUCGCAUCGAUGAAUGUAUACUCCCGAGUGAUCGUUGCAAACGCAAAAAAAUAUAUAUAAUUAAAUAUGUUAUAAAGUAAUUACAUAUGUAGACAAAAUACACUAAGACUGAAAGCACCAGAAGGAGUGGAAAAAGCUAAUUGAUUAAAUAUGUGUAUCGCUGAGCUUUUUUACAAAUAGUUUUUAAUAAUAGUAACUUGUUGCUACGUCAACUUCUAUCUGACGACUAAGAAGUGGUUUGAAAAGUUUUAGAAGCGGUUAACAAAACAAAAUCUCGUAUUUAAAAAAUUUGCAAAAUUGCCAAAAUAUCACAAAAACAAGAUGGUAACCAGAAACUGACUCUAAUUUUAUCCUUUACAGACGACUGUGGUUGUUCAUGUUUAGGUUUGAUCACAUCGCUUCCCUCCUUCACUGGUAUACUGACUGAUACACCGGAACCUUCCGUUUGACAUCCGCAGUACCAUGUUCUGUUUGAUACACGCUACAUUAAGAUUACCGAACAUCCAAAACUCGCUACUAUGUUCUGAUUGGACAGUCGCUGAGGGGGAGGGAGUCAUGAAUGGAUGAUGUCAUCAGCAUACGGUACAUCAGUCUGAAAGAAUGACAUCACGUGUUAAGUUGCCCGGCGACCCAAAUAGAUGUGCUCUGGAGAUUCUGGGCAAUCCAUCCCCACAAAUGACACGGUGGCAUCCAUUAUCCCAGACACACAGGAAGCUUUACGUUGUUUACUUUUUUUUACUGUAUAGACACUUUUGUUUGUUGAUGAGCGGUGGUUGUUGAUUGGUGGGAGCGGGGGACGUAUGAUCCUGCCUCCCAAAUGGACAGCGCACUCUGAAGUCUACAAAAAGUUAUUGUUUGUGUAUAUUUCUGUUUGUAAAUACAUGUACACAGAAAUGCUCCUGUACAAAAACACUCUGUGGUACAAAAAAUCUUUGGCAAAAAAAAAACACAAAAAAAAGAAAAUCCACUUUUUUCGAUAGUGUACUGUUUUUGUUUUCCUAUGAAUUUGCUAGUAUUUAUACUGUGAUUCUGGAUUUCUUUGAUGAUUGAUAAUCAGUUGAUUAUAAGAGGACUACACACACAGAGGGCUGCAGUGAGAGGAAAGGAACAGUCUCAGAACAGAGGUUCUAAACCAUCAGGAGCCUUCUAGUCUAGAACCUUUAGAACAUUCUAGAUCCUCGGCUCUCCUCUGCAGCUUCUCCCUACUAACACUAGAGCAGAUUAGUUAUUCACAAUAUGUUGACUAAAGACAUGAUAUUAAAAGAGUAACUAAAUAAAGAUUUUUUUUUUUUUUUUUUUUAUUUAAUAAUUUAUGGAACCAGGUUUGAAGGUGUUGAUAAUUUGACUGCUUUUGUUUCUAUCAUGUUGAAAUGCGGUCGGGGCUAGACUUGAGUCUAAUCUGCUGUAACAAAACAAACGUCUACUAUAGUAUGUACUAAAUCUCUGCUUUCUUUUUUUCUCUUAAGACAAUUCCAGAUGUACUUUGCCAUUCUAUCUAUAUCCAUGUUAAAUUCUUUGGUUUUCUUCUCACAUUAAGUCACUUUGUUUCGUUUCAUUGAUGAAAACUUGUAUUUCUCCUCUUGGGUUUCUAAUAGGCACAGCUCUGUAACUGCAUACAUAGGAAAUGUACCAUAUGAACGUAGGUGAAUUUUUAUAACCAGUGAUUGGAGACCAGUACGGUCUAUGCUUGCUCUGUCGUUGUAAUUUAAACACAGUUUGCGUUGUCGUUGGUUUGAGUUGUUUUAGUUCAAGUUCCGAGGCUUGCUUUGAUAGAACCAGUGACGUUGCAGAUCUACUUUUUAACCUCUUUCUACAGGCAACUUUUCUUCAUUAUUCUCAUUAAGGGCUAUCGCCAUGCAUCAGACAGGCAGGCAGAUGGGGGAGACGGGGCUCAAUUCGGUUUUCAAUUCAUGAAGUGAGUGGAAAUUCGAUGAGUGAAUUCACAAAUCCUAGAAAGCGAUGGGCAGUAGAGGACAUGGGUACACUGUUGCAUUCUGUCCUCAAGGGCUGCAGUUUUGCUGUGGUUUUUUUCUGUUGCCUUCUAACCAAAAAUGGAUUUCUACCUGUGAAAUCAGGUGUUUGCAAUCGCUAGCCGAUUGGUAACAUUCAUUGAUCAAGCAAAUGCCGGGGAGAAAUGAAAACCAGCAGGAAUGUGGACUUCGAAGCACUGGGUUGUGCAGCCCUGGUUUUAGGUUCACAGUCAACGAAGCCAUUCACUCAUGAGUGUUUGUGGGGAUCAUUUUGUUUCAACAAGGACUGUGUGUGAAUACAGCUGUGGUAGGAUACAUGACCAACACUAUCAUUAGAAGGUAAAUUUUUGUACUUUUUAUUUCUCUGGAUCAACAGUGGAUCAGACAAGCUUCCAGCUCCGAAUGAGGGAAUCUCUCAAGCCCCAAGUUCCCUACUUCACUGUUUGAUGUGUUAUCAUCAGGGGUGUGAUCCUGGAUCAGCUUACCCUCCCUCAAUGCUAACCUUAAAGACCCAGUGCAGUCAAUUGUGAUUUUCCUGUAUUUUGUAUAGAUUUCCACACUGACGUUGGAAUAAUCUUGUGAAAUUGGUGAUAAUGCUAUUUUAGUGUAAGAGCUGUUUGAAAAGACCGCCUGAAAUUUCUGCCUGUUUUGGUGGGAUGAGGUUUUGAUUUGUCUGUUCGAUAUCACCAUGCGGUAAAUUAGUUAAUAAACCAAUCAAGUUUCAAACCUCUCUGCCAAUAACAGCUAGUUUUCAGUUUUCCCCAUGCCACUCACACCACUUCGACAGUCCUAGCAAAAUUCAUGCUUGAUAAAUUACUCUUGCUAAAAAGCUAUUUUUGUUCGUUUUCACUCAAAAUGCUUCAAAAAUAAUAAAAGUAAGGUACUUAAUUGUUACCCAGAAAUUACUUGAUUUUGAGGUAAAAAAACAAUAAUUUAAAAACGUCUGCAUUGGGCCUUUAUCCAUUAGGGGGGAUGCAAAAGUGACCUUAGAUCAGUGUUAAGGGGAACUUUCCUUCUAUUGUUCUACUGUUAGUUUUACCAUCUGGGGGUGUGCUUUGUGCUUGUUGAGGAGAUUUUACACAUUGUCAAUAGACACUCCUACAGUAGAGGCAGGGUGGUAAACCAGGUGUUAAAAUGCUAUUCCAAGUUAAAGCAUAGCUGCACAACACAUAGCUCUAGCACACCUGUGCAGGAUUUUGUUCCAUACCAGCACUAACACCCCAGUCAACUGAUUGAGAACUAAUCGUGGUUUUGGAUUUAGACCGCAACUAGUUGAACCAAGUGUGUUAGUGUUGUACUGGAACUAAAGCCUGCACACUGCAGCCAGUAUUAGAGGAUGUUAUCCAAGUAUGACAUGCAGUAUUUAAUUCAGUGUUGACCUGCCCACAAACAAUGUGUUGAAUACAACUCGCAUAGCAAACAGACAAGCACUUGGGCUCCUGUACUGCCUCCACAAUGAAGGGUGAAAACAGCCCUAACUACAAUCAUCUAACUUGGUGAUUAAUCAGUUAUAUUUAUAGGAAACACUACUAAUCUCUUGUUUACCACUUUCUGUGGGUUAAUUGGUUGGCACUCCUGAAGUGUCUGCACAUUAGGGCCCAUAGUUUUUCCUAGGCUUUAACUAGGACCCAGAGUUUUACCUGGUCAGAUUAACAUGGACAUGGUGCAUAUUGAGAAUUUAGCUUGACUUAUUUCCUUUCAAUCUUUUUUGUAAGAUUAAAAAAACAUUACCGGAACACUAUUGUAUUUUGGACCACUUGAUUUAUUUUUUAAUCUAAGGAAACCUGAGGGUUAAAUGUUUUAGUUGGUGUAUAAAAGAUACAAUGCUGUUUUUGUUUCUUUAUUUUGUAUGUAACCCAAAUGUAAAUUAUGUAUUAUAUUGUGUGCCAACCCAACUCUCUCUAGAGCCAGGCUCUCUCUCUCUCUCUUAAGUGCCAACGCUGACAUCAUCAUCAGGGAACAGCCAUCUUGGAUGGUCCCAUUUUUAAGAACACCAGAGACCUAAACACGUGGCGACUACGCCACCCCUAACAAAAACUAUAAGUACACAUUUUUUGUGUAAUUAUAUAAUUGCAUGUAUUGUUUAGUGUUGGGAGGAAGUGAGGCCUCGGAAAAAUGUAUUGGCUGAUGCAGAGAUCUUGAUGAAAGGGUGAAAUCGGUUAUUGAUUGAUCGGUUGGUUAUGUAUUAUUGAUUUGCAAUACUCUCGCCAUAUUUCUUUUUUUGUUGUGUGUUUUCAUGCAUUUGUUUCAACCACUGUUGCCUGAUCCUCAUUCAAACAUGAACAUGAUUUAUUACGAUCAUCGCCGCCUUCUAAGAGAGAACAUAAUGACAAGGUAUCUGUUUUAAAUUUAAAUAAAUUUGUUCGUAUACUUGC